This is a messenger RNA of Eufriesea mexicana, 1394 nucleotides long. RefSeq names its product PDGF- and VEGF-related factor 1 (gene Pvf1). Lineage: Eukaryota; Metazoa; Arthropoda; Insecta; Hymenoptera; Apidae. Gene Ontology annotation, biological process: positive regulation of protein autophosphorylation; positive regulation of cell population proliferation. Gene Ontology annotation, molecular function: growth factor receptor binding; growth factor activity. The transcript has 6 exons. Gene Ontology annotation, cellular component: membrane. The record is from RefSeq and is a predicted model, not a curated record. The coding region runs from base 297 to 1274 and encodes 325 amino acids.
UUCGCUUCGGCAGUCGAUCGCGGCGCGAGCACACGAACCUGCUCAGGUACGACAUCUUGACGUUUUCCUCGUGUAUCAAGUGCAAUGGAAACGGCAAGGCCGAACGUCUCGUAAACACGUGCAAUCAUUGUUCCUCGUAAUUAAAACUUACCUCCGUCGAUACUCGAGCGCGUUACCUUUGUAGUGGCCACGCGACGCAGGGAUCUCGUGUCUGGAAGAUAAAUCUUGGCAGCGACUCGCUAUUUUCCGACAUCUCGGAAAACACGCCGAGGGAAGCGAUCGUAUCGAGCGCAAGCAUGUCACGUUCGAUCAGACACAAAGCGCUCGUCCUCGCGAUUCUUUGUGGACUGGUGACGGGUUCGCAGAGCGACACCGUGGGACAUAGAAAGGACAGCAGGUUGUCGGGUGACCGUGAUAUAGUGUUCCCUGACGAGAUCAAUGCAGGAGCGUUAGACCUUCCGAUCGUGCCUCCGCCUUCACCCGAAGACGUCGAUAAAUCAGUGGUACCACUGGAAUUAGCCAAAAAGAUGAGUUCUGUCCAAACGGUCGAGGAGUUCCUUCAGUUAGUCAAAGGUGUACCUCCAGUACAGAAUACCUUCUCUAUCCAAAGUAAAAUCGGAGAAACCGAGGAACGAUCAAACGCAGAGAUACCAGUUCCAGCAACGUGUAAACCUGAAUUACAAACAGUUCAACUACACCCCGACACCGACACGACCAGCAUAUUUUUCCCCACCUGUAUACGAAUCAACAGAUGCGGUGGUUGUUGCUAUAAUUCCUUGCUCUCCUGUCAGCCAACGGCAACAGUGACACGAAAUUUCGAGAUUUACGUGAUGAGUGCCGACCACUACAAAGGAUUACUGUAUAGGAGUAAACGUAUCGUACCAGUAGAAGAGCACACGGAAUGCGAGUGCAACUGCCAAGUAAAGGAGGAGCAUUGUAACAAAAAGCAGACUUAUGUACCUGAGUCGUGUGAAUGCCAAUGCAACAACGUUGACGAAAAGAAGAAAUGCAACGAGAGCGACAAGAAAAUCUGGAAUUCAGACCUUUGUAGCUGCUCAUGUAGAGAAGUACGGCAGUGUACUACUGGCUUAUAUUUCGACCAAAAUACGUGCAGAUGUAAGCAAACACAACUAUCUAGACCUUGGAUACCUACAAGAAGAGUCGAUUAUGGAUUUGAGUAUACAGAAAAAUCGGACAAUGUAUCACCAGUAAUAAUUGCAUUAGAUACCGAUGAUCCUAGAAGAAAACCUAAACCAGACCCAGAAUUUAAAUGAAAAUGCUGAUAUAUAGACUAAAUUAUAAAAUUCACGAGACCACUAUUUAAUGGAACAUAAAUAUAGUUUAAUCUUACACCUUUGUGCCAUUCUACAUCCACAUACACGUGACAUGUUACU